Molecule: messenger RNA, 1545 nt
Organism: Paramecium octaurelia
Lineage: Eukaryota; Ciliophora; Oligohymenophorea; Peniculida; Parameciidae
Source: the annotation of a GenBank genome assembly
AUUUAAUGAGUUAAUCAGCUGCAGAAAUUAGGAACGUCAUCAAAUCUUUAGAGAAGAUUGCCUAAUAAUUAGAAGGUGGUACUCCAACUUAAUAGUAAAGUCCACAAUCAUUAGCUGAAUUACAGCCAUUUAAGGAUAAGCUUAAUCUCUUUGUUGAGGCUUCAAAGGGCUUAUCUGAUUAAUCACUUAAGGACAUUGUAAUAUAGUAUUUUCAACAUCUAGACACCAAUAGUAACGAAAAUAUUUUCAAUAAUGGAGAAUGCAAUUUUACAUUCUACAAACACUAAAAAGCCAACUCCAGACUAAAUGAAAUAAAUCUAAAAGGUUAUUACUGAAUAGGUGAAUAAAAUUGCUAAGUUUUAAACACCUGCUCUAUAAUAUUAAGUAAAGGCAAUCAUUGAAGGUUGCUAAGCAGCUUUUUGGGUGACUUUAGAUGGACCUAAGAUUUAAGUUGAGAGUGCCAUCGAAUCUGCUGAGUUUAAUGGAUUUAAACUUAAAUAAUAGAAGGUAGCAGAGGUGUCUAAAUGGUAUGAUGCUUUUAUUGGGGCAUUAAAGUGGUUGCCAGGUACUAUGUAUUUCUUAAAAAGAUUUUGUAAUAACAAACUAUAAAAUGGGGUUAGAGUGGAAUGGUAAAGGAGCUCUAACUUUCGAAUAAUAUUUUGCAGCUCUUACUUAAGAAAAAACUCAUGGUGCUCCUCCUCCUCCUCCAAAAGGUCCACCUCCUCCUCCUCCUCCUCAAUUUGCAGCUCCUGCUCAUCAAGCUGACAGUGGUGAUUCUAGAGGAGCCUUAUUUGCAGAAUUGAAUGUUGGAGCAGACAUCACUAAAAGUAAUUUUCAAUGUUAUAAUCAGGAUUAAAACCAGUAUAGAAAAAUGUUGAAAAAUAAGACCCUUUAUAGCCUACAACAGCAAAAUAAUAGCAGUCAACUUAAUAAGCAGCAGCUCAGUAACCAAAGGAGCCUAAAAGAUAUUGUAAGGAAAAUUGGUUUUUGGAAAACUUUUAAAAUGAAAAGCUAAUUGAAUUCAAAGAUGAUGAAAUAGAGAUGAAAUAAUCUCUUUUUGUUGAAAAUUGCAAGAAUUGUGGAAUACUGGUUAAAGCAAAAGUGAAGUCAAUUUUUUUGUAAAAAUGUGAAAAAGUAGAAUUGGUUUUUGAUGUAAAUUUAUAAGAAAACUUUAGCAAACUAUUUCAGGAGUCGAUGUUGUGAAUUGUAAGAAAGUGAAAGUAACUUGUUUAACAAAGUAUAAAAAUUAACUAAAUUAGAUGUCCAAGCCUAAUGAUAAAUAAUUCUGAAUCUGUACUUAUGGCAUUCAAUGCAGAUAAGCAAUGCGAAAUAAUUUCUUCAAAGACCAUGGAUUUCAAUAUUACAUACUUAUAGGAGGAUGGAGAUUAUGCAGUAACAAAUCAAAAUUAUUAAUUAGAAAGACACUAAUAUAGCCGAACAAUUCUUAACUGUUUGGGACAAUGAUUCAGGAAAGUUUAUUACAAAGGCCUUAGACAUAUCCUUUGGAUGAGUAUAAUCAGAUAAAUAAUAAUAAAAAUAUCAUUC